CGGCGCGUGUCAACUCCAGGAAGCGCAGGGUCUAUGUAGCCGCCUCGUCCGCAGCCGCCGCCGCCAUGCAUUGUGGGGCAGCGGCAGCAGAUCCAAGAUGGCGGCCAGCAGGAGGCUGAUGAAGGAGCUUGAAGAAAUCCGCAAAUGUGGAAUGAAGAACUUCCGUAAUAUCCAAGUUGAUGAAGCUAACUUAUUGACUUGGCAAGGGCUUAUUGUUCCUGACAAUCCUCCGUACGACAAGGGUGCGUUCAGAAUCGAAAUCAACUUUCCAGCAGAGUAUCCAUUCAAACCUCCCAAGAUUACAUUUAAAACAAAGAUCUAUCACCCUAACAUCGAUGAAAAGGGGCAGGUUUGUUUGCCAGUAAUUAGUGCUGAAAACUGGAAGCCAGCCACCAAAACUGAUCAAGUAAUCCAGUCCCUCAUAGCACUGGUGAACGACCCCCAGCCCGAGCACCCACUUCGGGCCGACCUAGCUGAAGAAUACUCUAAGGACCGUAAAAAAUUCUGUAAGAACGCUGAAGAGUUUACAAAGAAAUAUGGUGAAAAGCGACCAGUGGACUAAAAAAAAACAAAACCCUGACAGAGUUGAUGUCAGCCAUGUGUGAUAGAAGAUCUGGAGCAGUGCAUUUCAGACACACCACAAAGCAGGACUCUAUGGGAAAUUGACAAGUGCCACCUCUCGGUGUUAACUUGUGGCUGUUACUAACUUUCUACAGUUUCUUAAUCAAAAGUGGGCUAGGUAACCUGUAAAGAAAGGAUUAAAAAUUUAAGAUGUUCUAGUUCUGCUUUCUUUGUUUAAAAUCACUGCUUCAAUAUACUUUUAAAGGAUGCUGUUUCUCUUUUUUUUUUCCUUGUCAGAAUUUAUCAAAAAUAUCGUAGACUUAUAAUCUGCCCUUAAAAGUUCAAAAGGUUGUGGCUGUUAUUUCUUAUUUUCCUUACAAUUCCUUCCUCCCACAUUUAAGUUUUCCCUCUUAUCCUUCCCUCCCCCCACCCCAAAAAAAACACCCCACCCCAAAGAAACAAAACCCCACCAUCGCACUGAUGUCUUAGCAAAAUUAUCUCAUUGUCCUGGCAAAAGAAAAGAAAAGAAAGAGUCGAAUGUUUGGCAGUUUUGCUUCCUUUAUCCCUCUUUAAAAUGUUGCACUGUGCUUUGUGGAACUUGGUCUCAAGUUUCUCUUAACUCCAGUUUGUAACGUAAUAAAAUCUACCACAUGUACUCCGUAAAAUAAUCAGAACCGAGCCUAGAUCUCGUGUAAAUUCGGCUGAUGUGACUACAAUAAUGUUUAUUAAAUGGGAAACUCCAGGCUUUGUAUGCAUGAGUGAAUUACAGUAUGACUUAAGUCCUGUUUCUGAGAAAUUUUUGAUACAGGAUUUUCUGUAGCAAAAAGGAAUAGUGGGAUGUGAUGAUUUUUUUUUUUUAAGAUUUAUUUUACACUUUUAUUCUUAGCAUCUAUGCAGACUAUUAGAAGAUUUAAUUAUUCGGAACAGCAUUGCAAUGGGGAAAUUUGCAAAUUAGGGACCAAGAGGUACCAAAAUGGAGGGGAGGAAAACAAAGUUCCCCCAGCCAACCCCCACUUUUUCGGGAGGGUUACAGAAGUAAAACGUCAUGCAGUGUUAAUUUCAGAAAACAAAUUGCUAGUCAUUGAACACAGUUGCCAUCUAAUUACCCCUCUCCUGUGGAAUUUACCUUCCCGUAAUGAUGGAUUGUCUGAUUGUUACUGGAAACACAAGAAAUUUCUGUUCAGCAGUAAGUGGCCAGGGCAUACUGCCAUUCAUAAAAUUCUUCUGCGAAAUUCGCCGUUCUAAAAUUGAGCUGUAAUCAUUUUCAGGGGUCAGCCAAACUUAAAUGUAUUUCUUUCUUUCUUUUUUAAUCCCAGGCAUUUCUUCUCAAGUAAGGUGAAGUUCUACCCCUUUAUAACUUGAAACAACACCCUUCCGGUUUCAUUUUUAGUGUUUUAAUGUUUAGGAUACCGUAAGAUACGAUCUAGCCAUGUGACCAAAAGUGGCUUCUGAGCUGCUGAGCUUUAAACGCCUGGUUCGAGUGAGCAUUUGGACCCCGAUCCCUGUGGAAACUUAGUAGAGCGCAAGUAGAACAUAUCAUAUUCUAUUUUGCAGGAACUUGCAUUAGUAAACCUUUCCAUGCCCAGGUGGGUAAUUGUAAGGAGUUUGGAAGUAGGGCUUUGCCUUUGCUACAUUUUAGGGCUAAUGUACGUCAGGGGAGCAGUAGAGUAACCUUUUGGAUUUUUAAUGUUUUGUGUAUACCCCUCUCUCCCCUCCUUCCCCCCUCCCAACUUUUGAUUUCAAACCGUAAAAGAUUGACAGCCAAGUACCUCUCUGUUGAAAAGUAAAAAAAACAAACAAAAAAAGUUUUUUCUUUUAUAAGUUGGGCUAUGAAGCAUCUCUGUUUUAAGUGUUCUUAGACAAAAUUCUUUGGUAGGCGAUUAAAGUAAAACAAAAAACAAAAAAAACUACCUUUUACUUAAUGGACACUUGCAUUUCCUUAAGUGUGUGUGUUCAGGCUUGGUGACCAGCACUGUCUAUUUACCAAAAUUUCCACAAUUUUUUUGUGUCUUCAUUUGCAGAAAGUUGGUACUGACUUUGUUUCAUUCACGCUCACGCAGAUUCAAAAUAAACAAAAAAAAUAUGCCAAAUUUCACCUGUCAAGCUGAAGUGUAUGUAAAUCCUGCAUUGCCAGCGCUUCUCACUUGAGCCCCGUUGGGUUUUCACCGCCAGUCGCAUCCGUUAGCAUGGUUAGCCCCCUAGUUCCGUACACGCACAGCUCUCAUGUUAUCCGUCACUCUUGUUAAUGUCGCUAGUGAGAAUAUAUAGCUUUUCAAUUGUAAACUUCUCAGGUCAAAACUGCCUAUAUGUGAACUGGUGCUCUCUGAAAAGGGCCUGUAUUGUUCAAGGAGCCACUGUUGAGAAUCCCCACCUUUUGUGCUGCUCUGGUGUUGCUUCCUAUUACCACCUAGGAAUGGAGGCAUGCCUGUUUUUAACCUCUCGUCUUGAGAUCAGGCAAUGUAUAACAGUUCUUGGUUUGAGAGGCUAGUUCGCAUGCUAGAAAUGGAUCUGUCCUGAGAGAUGCAUCGGUGCAGAGAAUGUUAACACACGACACAGAACCUCUGCAGGCGCAGACAUUGUCUUAUGACAGCAGUUUCUGUAGUCACGGCGUUGCACAUUUUACUUUAGGUUCCCCAGUUACGGAAACUGUUUCUGCAAUUGCAUUCAGCGCCUUGCUCUCUCAGGCAAGGCUUCCCACUCUCCCCUAGAACAGCUGGGCCGCAUCUGAUGGAAGAAAAUUCAAAACACGCAAGAACCGGAAGGCUUCAGAUCCUGCUGCUACUUCUUUAGUUACAAGAUUAUCCCCCUUGCCUUCAGCUGUGCCUCUCAAAAGAUCCCACAAACUCCUGCCAAUCAGCAAGGAAGAGUUUUUGUAGGUGCAUAAAGCGGAUGGUCAGGUGGGCUUCUUGCAAAGGGGUGUCCCAUUUAAACUAGUUUUCCUAAGAGGAGGGCCUCAGUGGCUAAGGCCAAUUCUUGCAGCACUGAACCCAGUCCAGAGAUUCUUCUCUUCCCACUCGACCCCAGUCCCUGAAAGCCGAUAAAUGGUCUUCUUACUCCUGGAUAUUAAGAGGUUCACUUCUAUGCAUAAUGACAGGAGUUAGAGGGAAGCGGGAGCCUGCAAAUCCAAGGCCCAUUUCUUUUACACACAGUUGUGGGGUGGGGGUUGCAUUGGCCAACAAGACUGCCCCCCCAUACACCGUAGAGCAGUGUAAUUUGAGGCAUGCAUGAAAGAAGAGUACUAUGGCGAUGCAAUGUCAACUCAGGCGUUCACACUUUUUUCUUCUGGUUCUGUCUGGUUCUUCAAACAAAGCUGAAUUCUAAACUUGUCGUUUUGAGAUCCAAGUCUACACCACCUUUUCUUGUAUUGGUCUAGGCUUUCUUGCAAUUCCAUUCUGCUACCCUGAAUAAAAAUGCUCUCAAAGGCUUUGUGGCA
Molecule: messenger RNA, 3994 nt
Organism: Podarcis muralis (Common wall lizard)
Lineage: Eukaryota; Metazoa; Chordata; Lepidosauria; Squamata; Lacertidae
Gene: UBE2L3
Product: ubiquitin conjugating enzyme E2 L3
Source: RefSeq, a predicted model, not a curated record